AUGACUGAUGCCCCGAAGGAGGGGAGACUGGCCAGGUUCCUGGAUUUCACGCAGCUGGUUGACAUGGCGUCUGAGGCCGUGGGAGGAAAGGUUUUAUUUGCCACAGAUGACUUCUUCGCCCCUGCAGAAAGCCUCAUAAAGAGCGACAGGCCCAGCUUUAAGGAGCACGAGUACACAGAGUUUGGGAAAUGGAUGGAUGGAUGGGAGACCAGAAGGAAAAGGAUUCCUGGUCACGACUGGUGCAUCAUCCAGCUGGGGAUACAGGGCUCCAUCCAGGGCUUCGACGUGGACAUCUCUUACUUCUCAGGAAACCACGCUCCUCGAGUGUCCAUUCAAGCAGCAAACUUGGAGGAAGACAAACUGCCAGAAAUCCCACAGAGAGGGGUCAGGACAGGAGCAGCAGCCACACCUGAGGAGUUUGGAGCUAUUGCUGAGCUCAAGUCGGACACCUGGGAUUACUUGCUUCCUAUGACAGAACUGAAGCCGGGAAACCCCGCCUCCAGCCACAACUACUUCCUUGUCAAUUCCCCGCAGAGGUGGUCUCAUGUAAGGCUCAACAUUUUCCCAGAUGGUGGCAUUGCACGUCUCAGAGUAUAUGGCACUGGACAGAAAGACUGGACUGCAACUGAUCCCACAGAACCUGUAGACCUGGCGAGCAUUGCUUUUGGGGGUGUCUGUGUAGGAUUUAGUAAUGCACAUUUUGGGCACCCAAACAAUGUAAUAGGUGUCGGCAAGCCCAAGUCCAUAGCAGACGGCUGGGAGACUGCAAGAAGGCUGGACAGGCCCCCGGUAUUACAGACGGACGAGAACGGCCUUCUCCUGGUUCCGGGUUGUGAGUGGGCAGUGUUCCGACUGGCACAUCCUGGAGUGAUAACUCAAAUUGAAAUCGAUACGAAAUACUUUAAAGGCAAUUCUCCUGACAGCUGCAAGGUGGACGGGUGCAUCCUGACGACCCAGGAAGAGGAAGACAUGGUCAAGCACAAAUGGAUUCUUCCAAUCCAUAAGUGGAAGCCACUGCUUCACGUCACCAAGCUAUCCCCCAACCAAAACCACUUUUUGGACAGCCUAACCCUGGAGCUCCAAGAUGUCAUCACUCACGCCAGGCUCACCAUCAUACCUGAUGGGGGCUUGAGCCGCCUCCGGCUGAAGGGCUUCCCCAGCUCCAUCUGCCUGCUACGGCCCCGGGAGAAGCCCAUGAUGAGGUUUUCAGUUAAGGCCGGCUUCAGGGCGAACCUUUAA
This is a messenger RNA of Castor canadensis (American beaver), 1239 nucleotides long. RefSeq names its product allantoicase (gene Allc). The record is from RefSeq and is a predicted model, not a curated record. NCBI's taxonomy places the organism in Eukaryota, Metazoa, Chordata, Mammalia, Rodentia, Castoridae. Gene Ontology annotation, molecular function: allantoicase activity. Gene Ontology annotation, biological process: allantoin catabolic process.